UCAACGGGUUCAUCAGCACGCUGGGGGUGAAAAGCUGUAGCUUCGCGGUGGCUACUCCGCUGAACUGCUGCUGCUUGGUUGCGGUUUUUGUUGACCUGGACCACUCUUAAGUCACAUUUUUGGAAUCCAGGAUAGAAAGCCACAGUGAAUGAUGAUAGGAAUACACUGAGGUUAGUGGAUGACCGGUGUGUGGUUCAGCCAGAGGCAGGUGACCUUGCUAAUCCUCCAAAGAAGUUCAGAGAUUGCCUUUUCAAGGUGUGUCCUAUGAACCGAUAUUCAGCCCAGAAGCAGUACUGGAAAGCCAAGCAAGCCAAGCAAGGAAACCAUACAGAAGCAGCACUGUUGAAGAAACUUCAACAUGCAGCAGAACUGGAGCAAAAGCAGAACGAAAGUGAGAACAGAAAGCUGUUGGGUGAAAUUGUAAAAUAUAGCAACGUCAUACAGCUACUGCACAUAAAAAGUAACAAGUACCUCACAGUCAAUAAGAGGUUGCCAGCUCUGCUGGAGAAGAAUGCUAUGCGGGUGUCUCUGGAUGCUGCAGGGAACGAGGGAUCCUGGUUUUAUAUCCAGCCAUUCUGGAAACUGAGGAGUGAAGGUGACAAUGUUGUUGUGGGAGAUAAAGUUGUUCUCAUGCCAGUCAAUGCAGGGCAGCCUUUACAUGCUAGCAACAUUGAGCUUCUAGAUAACCCAGGCUGCAAAGAGGUAAAUGCUGUCAACUGUAACACAAGCUGGAAAAUAACUUUGUUCAUGAAAUUCAGUAGUUACCGAGAUGAUGUACUGAAAGGUGGAGAUGUUGUUAGGCUGUUUCAUGCAGAGCAAGAGAAGUUUCUGACCUGUGACGAAUAUGAGAAGAAACAACACAUAUUUCUUCGUACUACGUUACGUCAGUCAGCCACUUCAGCAACAAGUUCUAAAGCACUGUGGGAAAUAGAGGUUGUCCAUCAUGACCCUUGCCGGGGAGGGGCAGGACAAUGGAACAGCUUGUUUAGGUUUAAGCAUUUGGCAACUGGAAACUACUUAGCUGCAGAGCUUAACCCACACUAUCCAGAAGUUAAUAAUGAAGGAAAAGCUUUGCAGAGAGACAGCGACCUUCCCGCUUCAAAGAAGAAACGCCAAGCAGGGGAGAAGAUUAUGUAUACUUUGGUCUCUGUGCCACAUGGAAAUGACAUCGCAUCUCUCUUUGAACUGGAUGCCACCACUCUUCAGAGAGCUGAUUGCCUGGUUCCAAGAAACUCAUAUGUCCGACUGAGGCAUUUAUGCACUAACACUUGGGUCACUAGUACUAGCAUUCCAAUAGACACUGAUGAAGAGAGGCCUGUGAUGUUAAAGAUUGGGACGUGCCAAGCAAAAGAGGACAAGGAAGCUUUUGCCAUUGUGUCGGUUCCUCUGUCUGAGGUCAGAGACUUGGACUUCGCCAAUGACGCAAACAAGGUUCUAGCAUCAACUGUUAAAAAGCUGGAGAACGGAACGAUAACCCAGAACGAAAGGCGGUUUGUAACCAAGUUACUGGAAGAUCUCAUUUUCUUUGUUGCUGAUGUGCCUAACAAUGGGCAGGAAGUUUUGGAUGUGGUCAUUACCAAGCCAAACCGGGAACGACAAAAAUUAAUGAGGGAACAAAAUAUAUUGGCUCAGAUAUUUGGCAUCCUCAAAGCUCCUUUUAAGGACAAAGGUGAAGGAUCAAUGCUAAGACUUGAAGAUCUUGGUGACCAGAGAUAUGCUCCAUACAAAUACAUGUUAAGGUUAUGUUACAGAGUUCUCAGACAUUCCCAGCAGGACUAUAGGAAGAACCAGGAAUAUAUUGCUAAGAACUUCUGCGUCAUGCAGUCCCAGAUUGGUUAUGAUAUUCUGGCAGAAGACACCAUCACAGCUUUGUUGCACAACAACAGAAAGCUGCUAGAGAAACACAUCACGGCUAAAGAAAUAGAGACGUUUGUUAAUUUACUCAGGAGAAAUCGAGAGCCAAGAUUCUUGGAUUAUCUAUCGGACCUUUGUGUAUCUAACACCACAGCAAUACCAGUAACUCAGGAACUCAUCUGCAAGUUUAUGCUGAGCCCAGGAAAUGCUGACAUUCUCAUUCAGACCAAGCUGGUAUCAACACAAAUGGACAAUCCCUUGGAGUGCCCAGUCAUCUCAGAUGACAUUGAUGAAGAGGAAGUGUGGCUUUACUGGAUUGACAGUAACAAGGAACCUCACGGUAAAGCCAUCAGACACCUGGCUCAAGAGGCAAAGGAAGGCACAAAAGCGGAUUUAGAAGUUCUGACCUACUACAGGUACCAACUGAACCUCUUUGCAAGAAUGUGCCUGGACCGCCAAUACCUGGCCAUCAACCAGAUUUCUGCACAGCUGUCAGUAGACUUGAUCCUACGAUGUAUGUCUGAUGAAAGCCUCCCUUACGACCUCCGGGCUUCAUUUUGUCGGCUGAUGCUACACAUGCAUGUGGACAGAGAUCCUCAGGAAUCUGUGGUACCUGUCAGAUAUGCCAGAUUGUGGACUGAAAUUCCUACUAAGAUCACAAUUCAUGAGUAUGACUCUUUCACAGACUCUUCAAGAAACGAAAUGAAGAGGAAGUUUGCACUCACCAUGGAAUUUGUAGAAGAAUACUUGAAAGAAGUUGUAAAUCAGCCCUUUCCUUUUGGAGACAAAGAGAAAAAUAAACUUACAUUUGAGGUGGUACAUCUGGCUCGAAACCUCAUAUACUUUGGCUUUUAUAGUUUUAGUGAGCUUCUCAGACUGACCCGGACGCUGCUGGCAAUUCUAGAUAUUGUUCAAGUUCCCAUAUCUUCAUACUUUGAGAGGUUGAGCAAGUUUCAGGAUGGAGGAAACAAUGUUAUGAGGACCAUCCAUGGUGUAGGAGAGAUGAUGACUCAAAUGGUACUGAGCAGAGGAUCUAUAUUUCCCAUCAGUGCCCCUGAUGUACAGCCAAGCAUUCACCCAGGCAAGCAAGCCAGCACCUCAGACAGUGAAGAUGUGAUUGUAAUGGACACCAAAUUGAAAAUCAUUGAGAUUUUGCAGUUUAUCCUCAGUGUUAGACUGGACUAUAGAAUAUCCUACAUGCUGUCUAUCUAUAAGAGAGAGUUUGGGGAAAACAAUGAAAAUGUUGACUGCUCUACAGCAUCCCCGCCUGACACACCAGGGGUUGCCUCAGCAAUCGUUCCUGACAUAGAUGAAAUUGCAGCUCAGGCUGAAACCAUGUUUGCUGGCAGAAAGGAGAAGAAUGCAGUUCAGCUUGAUGAUGAAGGGGGCAGAACUUUUUUACGGGUCCUCAUUCACCUCAUCAUGCAUGACUACCCUCCUUUGCUCUCAGGUGCUCUGCACCUGCUAUUUAAGCACUUCAGCCAGAGAGCAGAAGUUCUGCAAGCAUUUAAACAGGUUCAGUUGCUGGUGUCUAAUCAAGAUGUUGAUAACUACAAGCAAAUCAAGGCUGAUCUUGAUCAGCUACGUCUGACUGUAGAAAAAUCAGAAUUGUGGGUUGAGAAGAACAGCAAUUAUGAGAGCGGAGAGGUGGGCGACAAUCAAACUAAAGGUGGAGAAGAGCAAAUAGAGGAGUCAAAUAUUUUGAGUCCAAUACAAGAUGGGACCAAAAAACCCCAGAUAGACAGCAAUAAAAGCAAUAACUACAAUAUUGUUAAAGAGAUUUUGAUUCGACUCAGCAAACUUUGUGUUCAGAAUAAAAAAUGUCGGAAUCAACAACAGCGAUUGCUGAAAAAUAUGGGUGCCCACUUGGUAGUCUUGGAUCUUCUGCAGAUACCCUAUGAAAAGAGCGAUGAGAAGAUGAAUGAAGUUAUGAAUCUAGCCCACACUUUUCUUCAGAAUUUCUGUCGAGGAAAUCCUCAGAAUCAGGUUCUCCUCCACAAAAAUCUCAACUUGUUCUUAACUCCAGGGCUCCUGGAAGCUGAAACCAUGCGGCAUACCUUCAUGAAUAAUUACCUUCUGUGUAAUGAGAUCAGUGAAAGAGUGGUGCAGCACUUUGUACACUGCAUCGAGACCCAUGGCCGUCACGUAGAGUACCUGCGGUUCCUGCAGACCAUUGUGAAAGCAGAUGGCAAGUAUGUGAAGAAGUGCCAGGACAUGGUAAUGACAGAGCUGAUAAAUGGUGGUGAAGAUGUGCUGAUAUUCUACAAUGACAGAGCAUCAUUUCCAGUCCUACUCCAGAUGAUGUGUUCAGAGAGAGAUCGGGCAGACGAGAGCGGGCCCUUAGCGUACCACAUCACUCUGGUGGAAUUGCUAGCGGCUUGUACCGAGGGAAAGAACGUAUACACAGAGAUCAAGUGCAAUUCACUCCUGCCACUGGAUGAUAUAGUGAGAGUAGUGACCCAUGAUGACUGCAUACCUGAGGUGAAAAUUGCCUAUGUUAAUUUUGUUAACCACUGUUACGUGGACACUGAAGUGGAAAUGAAAGAAAUCUAUGCCAGUAACCAUAUUUGGAAGUUAUUUGAGAACUUCCUUGUUGAUAUGGCAAGGGUUUGUAACACAACCACAGAUCGUAAACAUGCAGACACAUCUCUGGAGAAAUAUGUCACUGAGCCUGUCAUGAACAUUGUGAGUGGCUUCUUCAAUUCGCCAUUUUCAGAUAACAGCACCAGCCUCCAGACACACCAGCCUGUUUUCAUUCAGCUGCUGCAGUCUGCUUUUAGAAUUUACAACUGUACCUGGCCAAACCCAACACAAAAAGCCUCUGUGGAGUCAUGUAUCAAGACUUUGGCUGAAGUGGCAAAGAACCGUGGGAUUGCAAUUCCAGUGGAUUUAGACAGCCAGGUCAACACCUUGUUCAUGAAGAGUCACUCCAACAUGGUGCAGAGGGCAGCCAUGGGGUGGAGAAUGUCAGCCCGCAGUGGACCUCGUUUUAAAGAAGCUCUUGGUGGGCCUGCCUGGGACUACAGGAAUAUAAUAGAAAAACUACAGGAUGUAGUGUCCUCCUUGGAGCAGCAGUUCACUCCCAUGAUGCAAGCUGAAUUCUCGGUGCUGGUUGAUGUGCUGCACAGUCCAGAACUUCUUUUUCCUGAGGGGAGUGAUGCCAGAAUAAGAUGUGGUGCUUUCAUGUCCAAGUUGAUUAACCACACAAAGAAGCUAAUGGAGAAAGAAGAAAAGCUUUGCAUUAAAAUUCUUCAGACACUGCGAGAAAUGCUCGACAAGAAAACUAACUUUGCGGAAGAGGGCAACACUUUAAGGAAGAUACUCCUGUAUCGCUACUUUAAAGGAGAAUAUGGAAGUGGUAUGAAUGGGCCUCUGUCCACCAGCUACGGCAAAACUGCACAAGUGGGAGGUGGAUUUUCAGGACAAGACUCAGAUAAGUCUGGGGUAACCAUGUUUGAUAUUCAGUGCCUUCUGGAUAAAGAAGGUGCAUCAGAAUUAGUCAUCGAUGUUAUAGUCAACACCAAAAAUGACAGAAUUUUCUCAGAAGGUAUUUUGCUUGGUAUUGCAUUGCUUGAAGGUGGAAAUACACAGACACAGUAUUCUACUUAUCAGCAACUGAAGGAGCAAAAAAAGUCAGAAAAGUUCUUUAAAGUCCUGUAUGACCGCAUGAAGGCUGCUCAGCAGGAGAUAAGAUCAACAGUAACAGUGAACACUAUUGAUUUGGGGAGCAAAAAGAAAGAUGAUGAUAGUGACCUAACCGUACCUGUUCCCAAAAAGAGAGUGAAGGAUUCAACCCUGCAUCUGAAGGAGGGUAUGAAAGGACAGUUAACAGAAGCAUCUUCUGCAACAUCCAAGGCUUACUCUGUGUAUAGAAGAGAAAUGGACCCAGAAGUAGAUCUUAUGGGCUCAGGAGCAGAUGCUGCAAAUGCAGAAGAGAAGUCUGCAGAAGAAGCUAUCAUGAGCCCUGCCAUUGCAAUCAUGCAGCCAAUAUUGAGAUUUCUUCAGCUGCUGUGUGAGAACCACAACCGAGAGCUCCAGAAUUUUUUAAGACAUCAGAACAAUAAAACAAAUUACAACCUUGUUUGUGAGACCCUUCAGUUUUUGGACUGUAUCUGUGGAAGCACAACAGGCGGACUGGGCUUACUGGGGCUUUACAUCAAUGAGAGGAACGUGGCUCUUGUGAAUCAGACGCUGGAAAGUUUGACUGAGUAUUGCCAAGGUCCAUGCCAUGAAAAUCAGACUUGCAUUGCCACUCAUGAGUCUAAUGGGAUUGAUAUUAUAAUUGCACUCAUCUUGAAUGACAUAAAUCCUCUUGGCAAAUACUGUAUGGACUUGGUGCUUCAGCUAAAGAACAAUGCCUCCAAGCUUUUACUGGCUAUUAUGGAAAGCAGGCAUGACAGUGAGAAUGCAGAAAGAAUCCUUUUCAACAUGAGACCAAGAGAACUGGUGGAUGUGAUGAAGAACGCAUAUAACCAAGGCCUUGAAUGUGACCACGAGGAGGAGAAUGGAGAUGAUGGCAUCUCCCCAAAAGAUGUUGGCCAUAAUAUCUAUAUUUUGGCACAUCAGUUGGCUCGUCACAAUAAAACAUUGCAACAGAUGCUGAAGCCAGGGUCAGAUCCUGAUGAAGGAGAUGAAGCCUUGAGGUAUUAUGCCAAUCACACGGCACAGAUAGAGAUUGUUCGCCAUGACAGAACAAUGGAACAGAUCGUGUUCCCUGUCCCCAAUAUUUGUGAAUUCCUCACUCGGGAAUCCAAAAGUCGAGUAUUCAACACAACAGAGAGAGAUGAGCAGGGGAGCAAAGUCAAUGACUUUUUCCAACAGACAGAGGAUCUGUACAACGAGAUGAAAUGGCAAAAGAAAAUUAGGAAUAAUCCACCCCUGUUUUGGUUCUCCAGACACAUCUCUCUCUGGGGGAGCAUUUCCUUCAACCUUGCUGUAUUCAUCAAUUUAGCAGUUGCGCUCUUCUACCCCUUUGGAGAUGAUGGAGAUGAAGGCACACUCUCUCCGUUGUUUUCACUCCUCCUUUGGAUAUCAGUGGCGUUUUGUACAGCAAUGCUGUUUUUCAUCUCCAAGCCUGUUGGUAUUCGACCCUUUUUGGUGUCUGUUAUUCUCAGGUCUAUAUAUACUAUAGGACUUGGUCCUACCUUGAUACUUCUUGGUGCUGCUAAUCUUUGUAACAAAAUAGUGUUUCUGGUGAGCUUUGUCGGAAACCGUGGAACUUUUACCCGAGGCUACAGAGCAGUCAUCAUGGACAUGGCUUUUCUCUAUCACGUCGCAUAUGUCCUGGUCUGCAUGCUGGGCCUCUGUGUGCAUGAAUUCUUCUAUAGCUUCCUGUUGUUUGAUCUGGUGUACAGAGAAGAGACUUUGCUAAAUGUGAUAAAAAGUGUUACCCGAAAUGGUCGUUCCAUUAUCCUCACUGCAGUACUGGCACUCAUCCUAGUUUAUCUCUUCUCCAUCAUUGGAUUCCUCUUCUUGAAAGAUGACUUUAUCAUGGAGGUCGACAGGUUGAAAAUCAGGACCACUGUGGCAGGUAUUGGGGAAGUCCCCACUACAACCCUCACGUCAAUGAUGGGAGCCUGUGCCAAAGAGAACUGUUCCACAAGCAUCCCAGUUAUGAGCCCAGGUGAAGAGGAGGAGGAUGGAAUAGAAAGGACCUGUGACACCCUGCUCAUGUGCAUUGUGACUGUGUUAAACCAAGGCCUGCGAAAUGGUGGUGGUGUGGGAGACGUGCUCAGAAAGCCUUCCAAAGAUGAACCCUUGUUUGCUGCGCGAGUUGUUUAUGAUCUUCUGUUUUACUUCAUUGUCAUAAUUAUUGUUCUAAACCUAAUCUUUGGAGUCAUCAUUGACACAUUUGCUGAUCUCAGGAGUGAAAAGCAAAAAAAGGAGGAAAUACUAAAGACAACCUGUUUCAUCUGUGGACUGGAGAGAGACAAAUUUGAUAACAAGACCGUUUCGUUUGAGGAGCAUAUAAAGUCAGAACACAACAUGUGGCAUUAUUUGUACUUCAUAGUUCUUGUCAAAGUUAAGGAUCCCACUGAAUACACUGGCCCGGAAAGCUAUGUAGCGCAAAUGAUCGUGGAGAAGAAUUUGGACUGGUUUCCUCGGAUGAGAGCCAUGUCCCUGGUUAGCAAUGAAGGCGACAGUGAGCAAAAUGAAAUCAGGAACCUGCAAGAGAGGCUGGAGUCAACCAUGAGCCUGGUAAAACAGCUUUCCAGUCAGCUUGCUGAGCUCAAGGAACAGAUGACAGAACAAAGGAAGAAUAAGCAGAGGCUGGGCUUUCUUGGAUCAAACACACCCCAUGUGAAUCAUCACAUGCCACCACCCUGAUACCACGGGGAGAAGCCGUGACUAGCCUUUCAUCAGUAUUCCUGCUUUAUUAUAGAAUAAAAAACUGAGAUGGAGAGGAGUGAACAGUGCCUAUUGUUACGAAGUUAAAAACAACCAAGUGCCAAGAUGUUAAGUGGUUUAGCUCUGGGAACAAUUUGUAGCUGUUUUUCAUGGUUGAAAGGGACCACAACUUAGAAUGCGAGAAAGACAAGGGAGCUCGUUUGUGUUUGUUCACGGGGCCUGACUCAGCUGCGUUUCUGCUCUGCAACCCGAUGGCUUUGGUGGGAGCUGCUGUGUGCAACAGAGGUCAGGGCAGCCUCUGGCCACGUCCUCAGAGCUGCCCUGAGACUUCUCCCUAAAGUGCUGGCGUAAGCAAGAUGAGCAGAAGAAGGAGAAAUGUUUAUUAAUGCAACUACAACAGAGUCAAUGGAAGUCGUUUCUGGCUUAUUUGCCAAAUAGCAACGUUAAUUGUAUUUGCUUGGCAUUUACUGUUUUUUUUUUUAAUUACUGUAAAAAUGUCUGUUGAGUAAGCAAUAAUGUUGCUUCAACUAACUUCUACUAGGAGGGAAAGGGGAGAAGCCUCAAAAGAUUGAAAAAAAAAAAAAAAGAAAAAAAGAAAAAAAAUAGAGUUGCAAAGAGAAACAUUAAUGCUUUUGAAUUUUAGCUGUCACCAUGCAAUUUCUUAUUUAUAACAUGGAGCACAAUGGAUCUACAGUUGUGGGAAUGUUAUGCACAUAACACUGACAACGUAACUGGAAGUGAUUUCUUUAUCCUGGCUUCAGAUGUUCUCGGUUAAUGUGGCCGUGAGAUUUCACAUACUGAGGAGUUAAACUGUGUUUUAAAUUCAAGUUCCAAUGGAGGAUUCAGAAAAAAAAAAAUUUAAAAAAAAAAAAAUAUAUAUAUAGAGAGAGAUAGAAAGAUCUAUAUAUGUACACACCUGUAGUUUGAACUGCAUAUGAGAUUUUAUUUUUUUUUAAAAAGCUUAGAAAUACAUUUCUGGAUGGAGCUGUAAUGGUGUCAUUGCCUUCUAUAAAGUCAUCUUCAGUGGGAGUUAACUUGAGUAAAUAAGCACCAUAUUUUGCCAGCUUACUUCUGAGCUAAAGCUCAUGUGUUUAGCCUGCUUUUGCCCACCCUUCCUCUUUUAGGGGCUUGCAGGAGGGACUGGAGUGGGACAGGGGCAAUGCCAGAGGAGCUCCUUCCAGCUCUAGGCUCUACAAAAGGCAGCAGCCAAGUCAGUUGUUCAGGUUUCUGCUGGUUUCUGUAUUUCUUGGGAUGGCUUUAAAAGAAAGUUACAGGGUUUUCACAGAGCCCGAGGACUCUUCUGUCUUCUAGGAGGAGAUUUUGAGGGCACAAAUAGGAGUUGUGGUCUCACUUCGCUUUCAUUUUCAGUAGGUUUUGGGUACCUCAUUGUCCUUGGUUCAUUUCAAAAUGCAUCUCUAUGAUGUGGAGUCACUUUUUAAACCAAUAUAUUUUUGCAGCGAUUUUCCCCCUGUAACUUUUGUUAUAAAAGCCAUUUUGAUCAAAGGUGAAAAUAUUACUGACUCCACUGUUUCCAGUGUCUCCCUGAAGAAAUUCAGUCAUCUUAUUAAGGUACGGUUCAGACCAACAGACCCUAGAGUGAAGGGAAAGAAGGGGCAUUUUCCUCUCUCCAUCACAAAUUCAAGUCUGCUCUUGGAUGCCAUUUCUUGUUUGUACCAGUGAGGCUGAGAUUAAAAUGUACUUUAGGGUCUGAUUCUUCUACAUUGAAAGAUCUCCCAUUGGCUUUAAUUGCGUACUUCAAAAGUAGUGCAUGGAAAACAAGGAUUUGUAUAUUUUUCAGAAAGAAAAUCUCUUCCUGUUAACUGCUCUUUAGUCCAUAGAGCAUUCUGGUUCUGAGAGGUGGUGGCCAUUUCCAGCUUUAGGGUCUAUUUUUCCUGUAAGAAUUUCUCCCACAUCCAACCAGCACUCUGCCUUCAUGUGCUAAGGUGAAGAGCAAGUGGUGGUUAUCAGGAAUGACACAAGGCAAAUGAAGGCAAGUGGUGGGAGACUAGAUUGUCUACAGCUCCACUGCUGGAGGGCUUGCAGCCUCUCUGCAGGCAGUUGUCAGCUGCUUCCCAGGCCGAGGGCAUGCAUGGAGGCAAUGGGAGCUGGCUUGAGCUGGUUGAUGCUGUGUGUUUGCUGUGACUUUGCUUCCAAGGCUGGAGUGACCUUUUCUACUCCAAAGACCAGACAGCCAGAGCAGAUGCGGCUGUUGCAUGGAGAGCUGAUGGCAGGAAAGCUGCUAGGUCAAAGCAGAACACAGAAAAGCAGUUGUCUUCAAAAAACAACUGAGAUAUUUUAGGAAUAAAGCUUAGAGUGUACCUUUCAUUCUCACUUGCUGUGUAUGAGGUCUUGGUGCUUCUGCUCCAGCAUCACUGUGGUGGUGAAAACCCCUUCCAUAAGCCUUACCUGGCAGUGAGGGAUUGGAGCAUCACUCUUACAAGGAAAGGCAGAGAGAGCUGGGAUUCUUUAGCCUGGAGAAGAGAAGGCUGAGGAGAGACCUUACUAAUGCCUGUAAGUAUCUAAAGGGCGUGUGCAAGGAGGAUGGAGCCAGACUCUUCAGUGACAGGAUGAGGGGCAACAGGCUGGAACACAGAAAGUUCCAUUUAAAUAUGAGGAAAAACUUCUUUACUGUGAGGGUGACAAAACAUUGGAACAGGCUGCCCAAGGAAGUUGUGGAGUCCCCUUCUCUGGAGAUACUCCAAACCUGCCAGGAUGUACUCCUGAGUGUUGUGCUCCAGGUGAUCCUACUUUAGCAGGGGACUUGGACUAGAUGAUCUCUAGAGGUCCCUUCUAACUCUGACAAUUCUGUGAUUCUGUGACUUCACGUACCAACUGGUGUUCAGCACUGAGAGACACCCAUGGUGAAUCAAUUCUGGGAGUUUGCCAUCAGCCACACGCCAUGCAGUGACCAGCCACCAGUGUAACACAGACAGCUUUGCCUUUCUGACUAGCCUUACCGUACAUCACAAAGCCCAGAGAGUUGCACCCAAACGUGAAGUCAGCAGUAAGUUGGUAGGGAAUCAGACCCUGCAGCUCAAUUAACUCUUAAUUAGUUUAUGCAGUUCAUCAGAUCUAGCCACAGCUUCUGUUUCAACAGCAAUUUCCUCUUCCUCACACAUAGGCUUAGUAGAGGCAUAAAGCACAGUUUAAUGGAACAAAGAAAAAUGUAAUGAUCACUAUUUACUGGGCAGGUGGGCAGUUGGCUGAUACUGGGAGUGUUCGGCAUUUUUCUCGUUUACACUUGAAAAAGGCGAAGGAACCGCUGCACAGCAAGGGAGGUUUCUGCUGUUGGAGCUGGAAAAACUUGAUGCAAAACUUGUGCCCUGAGCUCCUUGCAGUUGCGUACUGCUGCUGCUCUCUGUCUUGCACCCCAAGUGACGUCCCCAAGGCCCGAGCACCCAGUUACUGCUCUUCAGAAGGGAGAGCUACAUCAAAAACCAAGAGCUAACAGAUUUGCCUUCGCCGUGGUGCCUUUCCUCUGGAUAGCUUCUGAGGGACCUCUGUAAUCAGUAGGUGAUGCUACUUGCACAGAUUGUAAAUAUAUUUCACUGAGAGUUUUGACAUUUUUGCUGAUUCUGCCAAAGCUUUGGCCCUGCCCUGCAGCUCUCCUCCAUGGGAGCAAUCUGUACACUCGCACACACCUUCACGUGCGUGGUACCUUCAACAGGAGACUUCUUGCUGGAGUAGUAGUUGCAGGGCCAGAGCCAAAGCCUUAAAGAUUGUGAAAUACCCCCAUCAAUGAGUUUAAAAGAAAAAGGUAAUUGGUUUAUGCGUAUAUUUAUAUGUAUAUCUUUGUUUAAUGCAGGUGGGGUAUCCUCUUCUUAGACAAACGUCAUUUACCUUACCUAUUUAUAUGAAAUGAUUGCAAAGAAGUUACAACAUCUAAGAGCUUUGAAUGCCUUAGAAGGGUUUAUAAUUAUAAGCUCCUUGACAGUUAAAAUCUACUUAAGUAAAUAUGUCCAUUGCUGCUGAAUGUAACUUUUAAUAAAGUGUGUCAUUUUA
Molecule: messenger RNA, 12204 nt
Organism: Apus apus (common swift)
Lineage: Eukaryota; Metazoa; Chordata; Aves; Apodiformes; Apodidae
Gene: ITPR2
Product: inositol 1,4,5-trisphosphate receptor type 2
Exons: 58
Coding region: 265-8181 (2638 amino acids)
Biological process (GO): calcium ion transmembrane transport
Cellular component (GO): membrane; endoplasmic reticulum
Molecular function (GO): inositol 1,4,5 trisphosphate binding; inositol 1,4,5-trisphosphate-gated calcium channel activity
Source: RefSeq, a predicted model, not a curated record